Trichoderma aggressivum f. europaeum is the source of this 864-nucleotide messenger RNA. RefSeq lists its product as uncharacterized. The record is from RefSeq and is a predicted model, not a curated record. The transcript has 5 exons. Bases 1 to 864 code for a protein of 287 amino acids. NCBI's taxonomy places the organism in Eukaryota, Fungi, Ascomycota, Sordariomycetes, Hypocreales, Hypocreaceae.
AUGGUCAAGCUUUCUAUCUCUUCGCUUGUAGCGGGUGUAGCCCUCGCGGCCGCUCUUCCCUCAUACCUGACUUCUCUUGCCGGCCUUUCUCCUCGCUCUUCCAACAGUGGUCAAAUCGCAGCUCGUGCGACUGGAGGAAAGGUCACCAACAAAAACCUUGCCCGCUUUGAUAAUAGCAACAUCGAGGACGGCGUUGGCAAUGGAACUGACUGGUAUCAUCUCUAUCUUGGCAACGGAUCUGUCGCUGCCGGAUGGCCCUCCAAAGAUAAAUGGGUUUCAUUUGAGGACAUGUUCAACAGCUACAAGCUUCAAAUGUAUGUCGCCUGUCAAUAUCUGAACUGGCGACUUCCCAACAAUGAUAUUGAUGAAGUGCAAGCUAUCUGGGACGGGAUUCAAACCGCAUCUGAUGCUACCGGCGUCGACCAUCGCCUUAUUUUGGCUGUGAUUAUGCAAGAGUCGCAUGGUUGCGUGCGGGUGAAUACGACUGAUCUCGGCGUCCGCAACCCUGGCGUUAUGCAAAAUCACAACGGCAAAGCCUCUUGCAAUGAUAAUAAGAAGCUUACGACACCAUGCCCAGUGGCGACAAUUCAUGAAAUGAUUAGGGAGGGCACCGCUGGCACCACCUCGGGUGAUGGUCUCGCUCACUGUAUCAACACGUCUGGCAAUGGUGAUGUCUCUGACUACUACCGCGCUGCUCGCAUCUACAACUCUGGUUCUAUCUCAAAAACUGGUAACUUGCAGAGCAACAUUGCUACUCAUUGCUAUGCCAGCGAUAUCGCCAAUCGUCUAACCGGCUGGGUUUACGCACCAUCAGCAUGCACGUGUGACACCGACCCUAAGAGCUGUGGUGUUUCAAAAGAUUAA